This is a messenger RNA of Myripristis murdjan (pinecone soldierfish), 2331 nucleotides long. Its product is annotated as meiotic recombination protein REC8 homolog. NCBI's taxonomy places the organism in Eukaryota, Metazoa, Chordata, Actinopteri, Holocentriformes, Holocentridae. Gene Ontology annotation, molecular function: protein binding; chromatin binding. Gene Ontology annotation, cellular component: meiotic cohesin complex. The transcript has 17 exons. The record is from RefSeq and is a predicted model, not a curated record. Gene Ontology annotation, biological process: meiotic sister chromatid cohesion; double-strand break repair. Bases 88 to 1902 code for a protein of 604 amino acids.
UUUCAGAUUGUUAAUUCGUGCCUUAUAUGUAAUUUCCUUGCAUUAUUAUUAUUAUUUUAAAGAAAUAAUCAGAAAAGAUUUGCUGAGAUGUUUUACUAUCCAGAAGUCCUGAGGCGUCAUACGGGAUGCUUCUCUACAAUCUGGCUUGUCGCUACAAAAGGCAUCAAAGUCCCUCGUCGGGAUUUCCUAAAAGUGAAUGUUACAAGCACCUGUGUUAACAUCAUGAACUACGUGCUGCAGCUGAUCCCAGCACCUCGACCAGGCCUGCCACAACCCCGGUUCUCCCUCUACUUAUCCUCCCAGCUCCAGUAUGGCGUCAUUGUUGUCUACCAUCGUCAGUGUGCCAUUCUACUGGAGGAUCUUCAGACUGUUGUGGGUCGGCUGGUGAAGCACAAAAUCUCCGAGAAGAUUGACAUCGAUGACCAAACCAGACAAGCUCUGCUCUUCCCUGAUGCACUGGCCCUCCUGGAGGAGACAGAGGGAGCCCCGGACCCCUUAUUUGGAGUCAUGCACUUUCAGGAAGCCCUGCCCAGUCCCAAUACACUGAUACAGAUGGGCCAGGAGCGUAUGAGAGGAGCCUCUCCUGAGCAGCCUCAACCAACCAGUCGUGCUUCUCCAGCAGAAGAUAGCAUGAUGGCUCCUACUGACAGCAUCACUCUGAGAGACAGAGACCCUGCCAGUAUACCCGCUUCAGAGUUUGAUUGGGUGGAGUUUGGAGAUCAUUCUCCAGAUACUGUUGACCUCCUGUUGGCCCAAGCUGAUCACUUCCCAGAGGGAGAUAUGGAGCUACGGACAGAAGGAGUGACAGAGGGAGAGGAAGAGAGUGAGAUGGAAAGGGAACGUGAAGGGAGAGUGGCAGACAUGGAGGGAGUGCAAACAAAAGAGCUCACACGAUCCACUAUUGAAUUGCAGCCCACUGUUUCCAGUGAAGAUGCCAUGGUGCUGGUCCAGGAGGAGCCAGGCCUGCCCAUGGAGAGGCCUGCCCCCCCAGCAGAGGAGCAAACCCCACCACCUUUGCCCAUGCCCCCAUCCCCAUCUGGGGAAGAGCGGCGCCCAAGACAAAAAAGGCCAAGCCCAGAGAUGAGGAGGAGGAGGCAGCUGACCUUCUUUGACCCAGAGACCCAGCUGUCCCAGGAGGUGCUGCAGCAGCAGAUCAACAACCCUCUGACUGAGACCAAGAGUCCACUUUUCCCCCUGUCUCCCUCUCGCAGGCUGCUUCCCGCUGCUGACCUCCUCAACAAUCCCUGCAUCUUCUUGCCUGAGGCGCUGCAGUUGCUAUGGAGACCGGCUGCUGUCAUCACACCUCUCUCUGGGUUGGACCUGCAGGUCGGGGAGAGAGGGCCUGACUCCACCGACUCCGACAGGGAGAGAGAGCAAGAGAGAGCCAGCAUGGCCCAGAGGGAGCAGGAGACACAGGAGCUGAGCUCUGAAGAGGUCCCUAGAGAGAUGGCAGAAUCAGAAUUGUUUCUUCCUGAAAUUUCAGGCCCAGAUAUUCUCUCCCUGGAGGUCUCUGAUCAGAAAGAACUGUCUAGAGAGAUUUCGCCCCUGGGGACACCGGAGAGCAGAGAGUCGCCUGUCUCCAGGUCUGUGUCUAGACUGCAGGACAUCCCAGAGGAGGUGGAGGCAGUGCUGGGGACAGCAGAAGACGAGUCUCCUGAGCGCGGCCCCGAUGCUGACGUGUCUGGGAUCAUGCCGGAUCUUGCAGAGUUUGCAGAGCAUCAUGUGGCUCCUGUCCUUUUCCACUCUCUGCUGCCACCAGGGGUUGACCGCAGAACGGUCAGCAACAGCUUCUGGAGACUCUUGGAGAGUGUAUCGACCAGGAGGCUGCAUGUGGAGCAAGAUGAGCCUUACGGUGACAUCAGGAUUUCACCUGGACCCAGCUAUGAGGAGGGGGACCUGUGACUUGUUCAUAGGUGGAAAACUUGAGAGACGUUCACGUGUCACUCAAAUGUUCACACUCACUUCAAACACUUUUUUCAGAGUGAAAAAUUAGGUUCUCUUUGCAAGAUUUCUUUUCAGAUAUUGCAAUUCGAGCAAUUUGACUGCAGGGGAUAGCCCACUAUUUGUGUUUAAUCUUCCCAUGGAGUUAUUUAAUGAUGACUCUUGUUUGCAUGUUUGAAAUUAUUGUACUGUUUUAACGUUUUUAAAAGAUUUUAUACUUCAUGUCAUUACAUUUUCAGAGACAUGGGUUUGUUAUUGUGGUCCUGUUUACUUUUGUGGCCUAUGAGCUCAGUCAAAUUCAUUCCAUUUUGGAUGUUGUUUUAACCAGUUUUUAAUGUUAUAUUUUUAUUUUAUAUGUUAAAUUAAUGAUCUUGUUGUAAUUUAUUCUGU